Molecule: messenger RNA, 5309 nt
Organism: Xenopus tropicalis (tropical clawed frog)
Lineage: Eukaryota; Metazoa; Chordata; Amphibia; Anura; Pipidae
Gene: nxpe4
Product: neurexophilin and PC-esterase domain family member 4
Exons: 7
Coding region: 404-1993 (529 amino acids)
Source: RefSeq, a predicted model, not a curated record
AAUAUGUAAAUUGAAUAUGUUCUCUGUGCUUACACCAGCCCACUGUUAAAAAGAAACCUGUUUGUGCAGCUAGCUAUAAAAGACAUUGAGACAGAAAAGAAGCAAGUUAUUUUAUAACGUCAGUGUAAAUCCAGACAUACAAGAAGGAAUUAACAUCUGAGUGAACACUGCAAUAGAUAUUUCAGCAGCCAAUUUUUUCCAGAUUUUCCAUUAAAUUAAAAAUUGUAAGAUGAAAUUGUGUUACGGACAAUAUUACAUGGACUAAAGAAGCAGAAACUUGAUUUCUCUUUUUGAAGCACUAACAGAUUCUUCUGCCACAGUACUACAUACCAGGGAAACUAGGAAAACGUGCCCUCUCACCGGACUACUUUGAUAAGACUUGACAUCUAUUCAAAAGCCUGCAAUGAAGCAACGCCAUAUUCUUGUUUUCAGUUUUCUUUUAGUAGCAAUGAUUAUAUUUUUGGUGCAUCACAGGUUUGUCAAGAUCCCCACAUUUAUAUAUCUGAAGUCAGACUGUGAUAAGAUGACAAAAGAAGAGACAGAACUUCAAAAGGAAAUAAAGAAAAUCUUCAAGAAAGUAGACAGUUCAAUUCCAAAGAUCAGCUUCACUCACUUUAAUAACACAACCAGUGCUAAGAACAGCAAAGCUACCAUUAUAAAUCCUAAAGAUAAGUACUGUGUUGGAGACUCCUUAACUGUCCAAGUUGAUAUGUUUGAUCAUUUGGGCAAAAGGAAGACCUAUGGAGGAGACUUCAUGACAGCAAGAAUAUACUCUCCUGAUGUUAAAGCCAGUGCAUCGGGGAGAGUAGAAGAUCUAAGAAAUGGCAGCUAUCACAUACAUUAUACUCUUUUCUGGCAGGGUACUGUGCAAUUUUCAAUCCUUAUGGUCCAUCCCAGUGAAGCAACUUCAGCUUUAUGGCAAGGGAGAAACAGAGGCCAUGGCUAUGUAGCCUACACAGGAAGCUUUGUAUACAAAGGCAAUGAGGCAAAGGUAAAGUGUGGAUUUGACCUAAAUCAAACACAUGAAUUAUGUGAAUAUUCUAAUCUCAAAGAAGAGGAACAUUUUUAUUGUGAAAAACCUGUGAAUAUUCCAUGUGGGUCCCUGAGGCAAAUGAUGAGUGUUUUUGUAGACUCUCACACGUAUCUAAGUGAAGCUGAAAAAUAUCUGUUGGACAGAUCUAAUAUCCGUGUUGAAAUCCCGAAAAAUUUUGAGAAAAUUUCUGUUUCUCUUUGUAGUGGAAAUAUAACAGAAGAAAAGAAGAAAUGCAGCUCUGGAUUGAACUAUACUUUUCCCAGUGGCUAUUUCUACCAGAAUAUGUGGAACCUCCAGUAUUGCAGUAUAGUGAGAUAUCGCAACAUGAACAGUAUCAAUGAAUGUUUGAAAGGAAAAAUAGUAUAUAUGACAGGAGAUUCCACAAUGCUUCAGUGGAUGACUUACAUCAGUAACCAUGUCAAUAGUCUUAAGGCAUUUAACCUUUAUAAUGAAAACUGGCCAAUGACACGUUUAUUUGUGGACUUGGAAAGAAAUAUAAAAAUAGAAUGGAGAAAACACACAAACCCUUUCAUGAUGCUUGUUUUUCAUACAUUUAAGGAGGAGUAUACGAUUCCUGAUCAAAUUGAUCACAUUGGUGGUAACCAAAAUACAGUCUACAUAUUUACUCUAGGAAUGCACUUCCGUUUAUUUCCUUUAGAACAUUACAUCCGAAGGGUCCUUAAUAUAAGACGGGCCAUUGAACAGCUACUUUUACGAAGUCCUGAAACUAAAGUUGUUGUUAAAAUGGAGAAUACCAGUGAAAUUGAUGCAAGGAUAGAAAUGAUGAAUGAUUUCCAUGGCUAUGUGCAAUAUUCAAUACUAAUCAAUAUGUUUCAAGGCCUUAAUGUUGCCGUGGUAGAUGCUUGGGACAUGACUGUUGCUUUUGCAAGUGAAAAUACCCAUCCGUCAGAAGACGUGAUAGCCAGUGAAGUGGAUUGGUUACUAAGCUAUUUGUGCUAGUAAAAUCUGGAAAUUGCCUAAUAAGAUGUUGACAUACCUAAAAAACUUGAAGGACAACCAAACUACAACAUAUAUAUAUAUAUAUAAAUAUAAGUAGAAUAUGCUGCAAACGUCUGUAUUGAGUCCACUUAUUGGAUUUGCAGAAUAAUGGCUUGGGGGUGGGCAUAGUAAGCAAUGUAUCUGUGUUUGCUAAUGACAUAAAACUUUUAUGCACAAUUUAAUCCAUCCAAGUUGUGGAUUUAACGUUGAUAAAUGUAAAUUUGUGAUUUAAAAAUAUGGAGGCCAUUUAAACUCUUAAUCAGGCUCGGAUUUCUGGAAAGGCCACAAAGGCCCGGGCCUAGGGCAGCAAGAUGUUUAGGGGCAGCAAGCAGGCAGCCCUAACAUCUAUAUAACUGUCCAGUCAGCCAAAACACCCACCCACAGCACACUAUGUAACUGACUGUCUGUGUGGUAUGGUACUGUAAAUUUAUAUUCAUGAUUGCCAUUUCCACAAUGCCACCCCUACACAUGCCCACAUGCUUUAUUAAAUCUUAUAAAUAUGACCCCUUGUCUGGAGAAAAGGAAAUCACUGUGUAUCUGUCUGUCCACACAUGCGCACACAGCAUUGUGAUGUCACUCUGAGCACGGCCAGGCCCAGACAUACACCACCGGUUCUCUUUUGUCUGUGGGCAGCACAGCAGCUGUGGAAAACAAGGCAGGAUCAAGAAACCGCAAAGGAACAAUGGAACAAAGAGAAAGAGAAUGGGACCAAUACACAUUGCUGAGAAGACCACAGAAAAAGUUCUUAAUUUGUUGUCUAAAGUAUUGUCAGAAUUGCAUUUACAGGUGUUGAGUAAGGGUCUCUCCUUCUCCUAGUAGAAAUUUUGACAUAUUUGAAACAAUAUUAGAUGUUAAUCAAUUUAUUUGGAAGAUCGUCCUUAAAAAGUAUUUUUUGCAGGAAAAGAACAACACAUGCUCAGAACCAAGAAUUGAAGAGAAGGAUAAUAGGACACUACUAAAUUUUAAAUAAAAGCACCUUCUACCCUACUCACUUUAGGGGCCUCUAAUAGAGGGUGCUCUGACUGUAAUCUGACUAGGGAAGAAUGGGGUGCUCUUAAAGAAUUGAAAGAUGAUGACUCAAUUGUCAUUAAACAUGCAGAUAAAGGGGGGUUUGUAGUGGUUUUGGAUGUAGAAAUGUUUAGAACAGAAGCAUUGAAAUAACUUGAAGAUAAACAGCUUAUAGAUUGCUGAAAUUGGAUCCAACAAAUGAUUUCAUGAAGUUAACUAUCCUGGUAGACAGGUCCUGGAGAGAGGUUUAAUCAAUAAUUUAAGGAGAGGGAGUUUCUCAUCCCAUAGCACCCGGUCAUUCCAACGUUUUACCAUCUUCCGAAGGUGCAUAAAGCGCAAAGACACCCCCCCCCAUUGGUAGACCUACUGUAUCUGGCAUAGGAUCACUCAAUGAACAUCUUUCUGAGUGGGUCGAUGCACAGCUUCAGCCUUUGGUUCUAUGUUUAGAGAGCUAUGUACAUGAUACAACACAUGUUUUACAAAAACUCACAAACACAAGUCAGUUGGGGAGGUGGAUAUGGAUGGGCCACAUUAGAUGUGACCUCUCUAUAAUCAUCUAUCCCACAUGGGAAAGGCUUAGAAGCUAUCAAUUUAGUCAAUAUUCUAAAAGGUAUUUAUCCUUAAGGCAAUUCAGUAUCUUCUAGAACACAAUUAUUUCAUAUUUGAUUCAGAAUUCUAACUGCAGAGUUGUGGGACCACCAUGGGAGGGAAAUUCACGCCCUCCUUCGCCAACCUAUAUAUGUGUUGAUGGGAGGAGUCCCACCUCCCUGCAGAUUUGAGAAUUCAUUUAGUGCUAUAUGUUUGUUACAUUGAUGAUCUGCUUUGUAUUUGGCAAGUUCCAAGUGAGAGGUUCCAUAUCUUUGUCAAUUUGAUUAACAAUAAUAAUUUGAAUUGAUAUUUUACAGAUAAAUUCUCACAUAAGGAAAUUGAAUAUCUGAAUCUGAGAGUCAGGAGGAACUGUUCUACCGAUAUGAAAUAUUCCAUUCUAGCAGGGGAUAUGAAAGAUCGCUUUAGAGAACGAGGCUAUAGAGGAACUGACGUCGAGAAUGCAUGUGUGAGGGCAAAAAAAAACAUUAUUAAAGUCAAAAGCUAAAGGACAGGAUAGAAGCUGGGAGAACAAAAUAUCCUUUAUUACAAGAUAUAGUAGACAAUAUAAGAGGAUAGUGCAGAUAAUUAAAAAAAAUUCUUGCCAAUAUUAUAUGCUGACCGGGACUUCUUUGAGACUCUGGAACCAGGAAUUGGUUAGAAGAGCUCACACUCUAAGGGAUAUGUUAUCCCCAAAUCUGUUGAUUAAUAAAACUGGUAGUAGUAAACAUUUUUUUGAUGUGAAAGAUUGCUUUAAAUAUGGCAGCCGUCGCUGUGAACAUCUAGAGGUCUCAAAGGAAUUUCGGUCAUCAAUUACAAAUAAGAACUAUAAAGUACAGAGUUUUAUUAACUGUAAUAGUACAGCGGUGAUCUAUUUGGUUACCUGCCAGAAAUGUAUGUAUGACAUGUAUGUAGAAACAGUAUGUAGGAUGCACCAUGCGAACCUUGAAAGAUAGGAUAACAUAUCCUAACAUAUUUGUCAAAUUUACAAUACUAAAUAUUCACAUAAAAGUAAUAUCAAUAGGCACUUUGCAGAAUGUAACAAUAGUGAUAAAAAAAAAUUUUCAGUACAGGCAAUUAAACAAAUAAAAAUUGGAAGAGGGGAAGAGAGGAGGAGAUACCCUUACUUUUCUAAAUAAACGUGAAGUGUUCUGGAUUUUCUACCUGAAUACACGUAUACCUUUGGGGUUGAAUUUUACUUUUGAUGUGACUUGUUUUGUGUGAUUUUUAAGGUUUUAUGGUUUAACCCUGUGAUCUGUAUGUUUCAAGUUAAGAAAAUCUAAAUGGGAAUGGGACUAGUGAGGUGCCAUCUAGUGAUUGGUUUUAAUUUGGAGUGUGUUUUAAACUAUAUAUAUUUGUGUAAAUGACCAUUUUACUCUAAACCUAUGAUUAAGUGCUGGGUAAGCAUAAAACGCAUCAGGCUUUGUAUAUGGGGUUUAUUUUUAAUGGAGUGUAAUAAAGUUUAUAAUUUUUAACUUUUUGUAGUGCGGAUUUAUAUUUGGUAGCACAGCAGCUGGGCCUAGGGGGGCAAAAAAGGUAAAUCCGGCCCUGCUCUUAAUGGGAGUAAGUUGGGCAAAUCGUUGAUGGAGAAAGACCUGGGGGACUUUGUAGAUAAUAAACUUUGUUGUAGAAACCAAUACUAGUCCACACCUAGCAUAAUGUACAAUAAAUAGACUCACCCGCC